UGCUCUAAAUGUUAUUUGAUUUACUGACAAUGCGAGUUAUAUCUGGAUUUGAAAGGUGAUUAUAAAAUAAUAAUACAAUAUAAAAUAAAUCUAUUGUGUCGUGGUAAACUCGUUCCAGUUGUUAAAACACAAUCGUCCGUUUGUUCUGAACAAAACAGACAAAAAUAACCCACCAAAUUCUGGGAACAUUUUACUGGCUAUUAUCAAUCAGAAUUCAAUAAUAUUCUCCAGAAAAUAAACGCUAAUUCAAACGGAUUAACUGAUUUAUAUUAAAGGACUACGCCAUAAGAAGGAUAUAAGAAAAAGUUAAAAUGUUUUGCGGGUGUGGAUUAAGCCAAAGGCGAGAUCACGGCUCUCCACAUCGCAACAACAACCCACCGUGGAAAUUCUGGCGAAAAUUAUCCACGAAACGCAACGACAGGAAGCCAUUAGAUAAGAGUGACGUCAUACAUGAACAUUGGCGGGAUGAUGACGCAGCAAGUGAGGUUUUGACGCCAUUAAACAGUGAUUUACCGGAUGUUCUAGACAAGACGGAUUUAAAAAGAACGAACAGUCUCAAGCCGCCGCCGAAACCCCCUCGUUUAUUUCUGUUUCGGUCUUCUUCAAUCAAUACGCACCGAAGUUCGUCUUCGAGUGGAUCUUUACGUAAUUCUAUUUUUCAAAGUUUUCAUCCCAAGCGAAGUUCUUCCGCGACAGAAGCGAAGUCUGUGAAAUGUCCAUCUCCUAAAAGAAGUGCAUCCGCGGUAGACAGUACAGGAAGCGAUAUGACGAGCUUAAUAAGUUCCCCUUUGACUGACACUAGAAAUGUAUUAGUGCGCCAGGAAAAUGGCCGAAUCAAGCCGGUGAUUUUACAUCCGGGGGAUCGCGAGAAUAACAACACUGUGCAUGGUUUGAGUAACGUGGAAGAGAAGGACGAAAAAAUUGAUACGAAAUAUUCACCGGUGUCUUCGUUAAACUCCAGUCAGAAUUCUUAUUCUAAAAUAAAAAUUGUCACGCCCGACCUCACCCCGAAAAAGCCCCUUCGUAACCGACGAAAAUCCAGUGAAAAGGGCGAAAUGACCCGACAGAAAUUGAUUAUGCAAAGUCUUUCAGAUUUACUGAAUCAGAGAUUUGACCCAUUUCCACUUUUAGACAAACUUCACGAAGGAAACGUCAUCAGUCAGUCUGACCUUCAAGCGUUUCAAGGUCAUCCAGACAGACGUCUAAUAUGUGACAGUAUAACUCACAUUAUUAGUGAUGGAGAACUUUCGAAAUUUCGCGCUUUUUGUAAGGUAAUUCAAAAUGCAGACGCCACUGGGGAUAUCUCCCGUGUUUUGACCGUUAUGCAAGAAAUCGACCGAAUCUGCUACGAGAUUCCCGCGAGAUAUAACGAGGAGAUAAGCAUAAUGGAGGACGAGAAGCGGAUAUCAUUUGAAAUCGGAUAUUUGAACAAGGAAACGGGUGUCUUAAGGCCAUUGGUCGAAUUAGAGAAGGCGAGAAGUGAGAAGCGCAACAGCAAUCGCAGUUCGAAAUAUUCCGACCAAUCAAGUCUCGAUUUGGAAAACGAAUCAUCAACUGAAUUUGCAGAUUCUUACGCUACUAUGGUGAAUGUGUUUAUUACCGGAAUCAGCUUGUGCGCGCGUCGAGCGGAUGCUCUAGAGCGCCUUCUAGUGGACACUGAUAGUAUUUUGGAACUGAAAAUCGGGAAAACACAAAUGCAAGGGGAUGACCUGGCGCUUAUUUUUAAGGCUAUGAAUACAAACACGAGCAUCCAAACACUGGAUGUCCGACUGAACGGCUUAAACAAACAGGGGAUGGAAGCCAUGUCGGAUAUGUUGCGCGAGAACAAACAUUUGCUUCAUUUGAAUAUUUCGUCUACGGGCGUCGAUCAGUCGGGAUGCGAGACAUUAGCUAGUGCCAUGGCCGUCAAUAAGACACUUGUCGAAUUGGACAUGAGUUUUCUAGACAUCGGCGAUCCCGCGUGCGACUGUCUCAAGGACAUGCUGAAAUCCAACUCGACCUUAAAGAAACUUCGACUCCGCAGCAACAACAUUACAUGGGUCGGUUGCUGUUCUCUCAUGGAGGGCGUCAGUCGCAACAGAAGCCUCGCGGAACUUGAUCUAAGCAGAAAUUUCAUUGGUGAUAGCGGUGUAGAGGUUCUCAGUCGGUUCAUUCCUUUGUCCGCCAUUGUGGAGUUAUGCCUAGAGAAUUGUGGUAUUACGUCAUCAGGAUGUGGAAAAUUAGCGGAAAUGCUGUCAUCCAGUAAGAAACUGAAGCACGUGGAUUUAAGUGUUAAUUUUAUCGCCGAUGCCGGUGUUUUGAAAUUGGCCAGUCCACUUGAAAGAAGUUCGGUUCUCCAAACUAUUGGAUUAAAUAUGUGUGGUGUAACAAAUGACGGAUUUUCUAAGUUGUUGGACGUUUUAGAAAAGAAUACGUCCAUAACCCUGUUAAAACUAUGCUACAAUCGUUUGGGUAGAGAACAUACGAAUUCCGCGGCUACGUCAGACAAUCUACGUUAUAGACUUAGAAUCGUGACGUCAUCUAAGCCGAAACUGAAGAUUCUCCUCUGGGGAAAUGUGUUUGAAGAAUCUUAGAAAUUCCAAUUUCUGUUGUUGACGUUUUGAUUGUUUUUUUAUUUGUUUUUGUGCCGUGUUUUGUUAAUUAUCUUGGGAAUUAUCUCCCUUGUCUCCUGCAUGUGAAGCCAUAGAAACCGAUCUUGGUUAUUUUUUUUUUUUUUUUCAUUUUAGAUUAUGCUUGUCAGUGUUUUAUAUAUAAAUUUGAGAUAUGAACGUUCAAUAUUCACAAAAGUCUAAACAUUGUUAAGAAUUAUGUUUUAUCCUUGGAGGUGUUUUAAAACCAUUAUUAUUUUCUAGGCUGUGGAAAUAUUGUAUUUUUCAAAUAUGUUGGCUUUUAUCAGAGGCUUUUAAAAAUAAUUAAUUAAUCCAUUUGAAAUAGUAUAUCGUUCAAAUAUAUUCGCUUUUAUCAAUUGAUGUUAAGCGUAUUAAUUAAGGGAAAUACUUAUUAGGAAAUAGUGGCAUAAUUAAGAACCCGUAUUGCUAAAUUUAAAGUGAAUUGUUACAGUUUCAUAUAAAUAGCAAGGGGGGUAACUGCUAACGAAGCCAAUAAAAUGUAGGAUGCAGACCACAAUUAAUUUUCACUAUUUUCGUUUGUAGUCCCUUUAUCUAUAAAUAGCAAUGGUCAACCUCAUACAAAUUGUAACACAAAGACAUGGUCAGACGUUGCUCUGUCUGUAAUAAAAAGCGUUCAGCCCAACAAAAUUCGGUACAAAGUUGGAACCGGUCAAAGAGACGGAAUUGCCAUUGAAGUCUAUGGGGAAAUUAAGUGUGGCCCGCCUCUAUAAUGGUCAUGGAUAGAGUUAGAUGUAUUUGGGACGUGUGAAUAAUUUCGUUUCGUCUUUUUGUUAAAUUGUUUAACUAGUUUUAAACAACACGCCUCACAAUUGCAUGGCCGCACAUUCAAUUUUUAAAAGUUAUUUAAUUUUCACACUUCCCAUAAGAUACAUUCGCGUUGUUUUAUUUCCGAUUGGUGGUUAAAAAACGGAGAACGCUAGAUCGGAGACGGUCUUACGCAUUUUAUGACGUCAUAUGUGGAUUAUGGGUUAGGGUAAGGGUUAGGCUUGAUCCAGUCUACAUCUCGAGACUAUGACGAAAUCUGCAGAUCCUAGCCCUUACCCUAACCCUUAUCCUAACACACAAUCCACUUAUGACGUCAUAAAAUGCGCAGGACGGUCUCCGAUCUAGCGUUCUCCCCCAUUAUAUCUUGAUUUUAUUUUAUGUAUUAUGUGAAUAGUCGAGUAUUUGCACGACCAUUUCUUCUUCAUUUUUUUUUUUUUUUUUCUUUUUUUUUUUGCGAAUGUCCAGCAACCGAUAGACCCACAACUUGUACAUUAUUGGAACAUGUUUAAUUUUUCACGACGUUUAACAUGUAAUUAGUGUUAAUGAUCUAAGUUUUAACAUGUAACUAAUGUUAAUGAUCUAAGUUUUAAUAUUUAAUUAAUGUCAAUGCCCAAAGUUUUAACAUGUAAUUAAUGAUAAUGACCUAAGUUUUAACAUUUAAUUAAUGUUAAUGAUCUAAGUUUUAACAUUUAAUUACUGUUAAUGACCCAAGUUUUAACAUUUAAUUAAUGUUAAUGAUCUAAGUUUUAGCAUGUAAUUAAUGUUAAUGACCCAAGUUUUAACAUUUAAUUAAUGUUAAUGACCUAAGUUUUAACAUGUAAUUAAUGAUAAUGAUCUAAGUUUUAACAUUUAAUUAAGAAAACAAAACCAAAAUAAAUCGUGUAUUCGAAGCUAGAAAUGAACCCUAACGUUAACACAUUUUAAUUUCCUGAUUUUAAUGUACAUUGAAACAAUAUUACGUUUGGAUUUACCCGACUCUCGUGUCACAAAGAACGAUUGUGAAAUAUGUUCACGUCAUUCAGACAUUUUACAAUGUUUUCUGUACAACGGUAUUUUAAUAAAGCUUAAGCGUUAAUCGGACAUCUGGCCCCAAGUUCACAAAGCAUUCUCAGACUUAAGUUAAGAAUUUACUCAACUUUCAAUCACUGUUUAUGAAAAAUAUCUUUGAUCCAGAAACACAAAACUUUGCACGUAGUUUCUUAUUAAUGUAUUUGAUAUUUUAAAACAACAAAAGUUUUAUAAAGGGCUAUAUUUUGGUUGAAAUAAGGCGAAAAAUUUUGAGUAAAUUCGUAAUUCUGAAAAUGCUUUGUGAACUUGGGGCCUGGACAUCUAACAAACUUAGGGAUUUUUAAAAGUCAAAGACAGCUACCCAACUCACUUUACUCCAAUAAACGGACGAUUUUACUUAUAUUGUCGCUGGUUUGUGACGACGAUUUGAAGAUACAACUUUGUUUUACGUUUUACCAAAGACUGGUUCCAUUCUUGUUAUAUAUUUGUUUGUUAUUCUAUAAGAUUUAUAUUGUUUGUUGUUUUGUAUAUAGACUAUUAUCGUUGUUUUAUUUUGGGAACCUGUUCACCAAUCACAUUACCUGUAUUGCAAUGGUCGGGGUUCAGGUGAACGCAAAUGAAAUUUAAAGUCUUACUUCUCGUAUGUUCAACCUUUUUUGUGGGUCUUCUCAGGGUCUUCCGGUUUCCUCCCACUGCUAAAGACCCCUUUGUUCAUGCGAAUUAUUGAAAUAAAAUACCAUACCCACCGUGCCAUCGUGGCUUCCUUUGCAUUGUUUGAAGUUCAGGUAAAAUUGGUGAACAGGUUCUGAAGCCACUUUUUGUUUUCAUUGAGUUUAAUAUAUUUUUAAAAUAGUAUAUGUAUCACAACUUUUAAAACUGGAAAGGUGCCACAUCGUGCGUCACAAUCAGACAAAUCGAACGCUUUGAUUACAUCAACCGACUUUUUGUACGCUUAUUUAGAACAUUUUGACAUAAAUCGGAAAAAAGAAAACAUGAAAAAUAGUUUUUCUUAGUGGUUUACAGAUGGUGACUGGUAGUGUGUGUUGCUUUUUGUACAAUGCGAGAAUCGUAACGAAAUUUCCAAAGUAGUCAAGGUGUUAGAUAUAGUCAGCUAAAGUAUUCAAUGUGUCAGACGUGAUCGGCUAAGUUAGUCAAGGUAGCAUGGGAAAUAUCCCAGUGCCAUUGCCUCUUUUGGAAGUGUCAGGUCUUAAGGUUACGUCUCCGAUUGUUGCCGAUUGCUAGAUCAGAAAUGAAAUGACAUGAGGUUCAUCAUCAGUUAAGACGGGUCCUAAAUCAGCCAUUGUAAAUCAGAAAUGAAAUGUCACGAGGUUAACCAUCAAUGAAGACGGGUCCUAAAUCAAUAAUGGUAGUUUAUAUUGCAGCAGAAUUAAGUAGCUAUGUCAGAACAUAACCCAUUUUUUAAAAAAAAUGGUAUCAGAGGUUCUAGAAACAAUAAGCAUACCCUGUCUCUUGAAUGGCACUCGUUACAACAUUUGAAUAUGGCUUACGCAAGCCGACGCUGAUUCACGAGUGCUCUCCCUUGUUCCAGUAUAUCAUUAAGUUUCUUAAUAUAACUCCCUUGUUCCUAUUGUAAUGUUGUUGUAUUUUAUACAAUAUAUGUAUGUAUAUUCUUAUCUAGCUAUGGUAUAUUAUUAUUAUUAUUAUCUUGCCUACAUAUGUAUGAAAUAAAUUUAAUUUAAGUCGA
Molecule: messenger RNA, 6108 nt
Organism: Patella vulgata (common limpet)
Lineage: Eukaryota; Metazoa; Mollusca; Gastropoda; Patellidae
Exons: 2
Coding region: 312-2573 (753 amino acids)
Molecular function (GO): protein binding
Source: RefSeq, a predicted model, not a curated record